AUGUCUAACUGUAACACUACUCAAGAGACUCUGGAAAUAAUGAAAGAAUCAGAAGAAAAACUGCUGGCAGAAUCUUUAAACAAAAAUAAAUUUAUAUCCAAAACAACAAGUAAGGAAGAAGUAGAGAAGGAGGGUGAUGAGAACAGUCUUUGUCAGAAGACACAGAUACAGACAUCCAGUCAUGGCUACGACAGGAAAAAAGCCAAGCCUAAUUCCAAGCUCAAGGUGGUAUGCAAGACUGCAGUGUGUAAAGAAUCCUCCACUCCAUUUGUUGAUGGGUCACUAGACACCCAGGAUAUAAUUCAACUUCACAUCAGCUGCCCCUCUGAUGAGGAGGAAGAAAAGUCCACAAAAGAUGACUCUGAAAAGGAAGAUAAGGACAAAAGCAAAAACAAGGUCAUGAAGAAGAUGCUAUCUAGAGACUCCAACCAAGAAUAUACUGACUCCACUGGAAUAGAUCUACAUGCAUUUCUUGUAAGUACACUUAAAAAGAAUCGAAAGGACAGAAUGAUACUGCUAAAGUUAGAGCAAGAGAUUCUAGACUUCAUCAAUGACAACAAUAACCAGUUCAAGAAGUUCCCUCAGAUGACCUCAUAUCACCGGAAGCUAUUACACCGGGUAGCUGCCUAUUUUGGGAUGGACCACAAUGUUGAUCAAACAGGGAAAGCUGUCAUCAUCCGAAAAACCAGCAGAACAAGGAUCCCUGAACAGAGGUUCUCAGAAUAUAUAAAAGAUGAGAAGAACACAGAAUUUCAACAGAGACUCAUUCUCAAGAGAGAUGAUGCCAGUAUGGACCAAGAUGAUAAGCAGAGGAGAGUUCCAUUGCAGGAUGGAAGGAGGAGCAAGUCAAUAGGUGAGAGAGAGGAGGAAUAUCAAAGGGUCCAAGAGAGAAUAUUUGCUCAAGGGACUAGCCAGAAUGAACAUCUAAAUGACAUCAAGGGAAACCAGGAAGGGGUGAGCUGCACCUCAGUCAGCCUACAGGACAAGACGAACAGGGAACUCAAAUUCCUGGAGUCAUGUCCUUGGAGUAGCAGUGACUCAGAUGGCUCUGUCCAAAGUAUGGGACCGAUUUUGACCAAAGCCAGCAGCUUCAGUGGAAUCUCCAUCCUCACCCGAGGUGACAGCAUUGGUAGCAGUAAAGGCAGCAGUUUAGGAGGGCUCUCCAGGCCAGGCAUGGCACUAGGUGCACCAGAAGUGUACACCCAGGUCACCUCACCUCAGUCUGACUGGGGCCUUCUUUCUUGCACUGCCCAGCAGCAGCAGCAGCAGCAGCAGCAGCAGCAGCAGCAGGAAGGGUGGCAGUGGCAGCAUCAGCAACAACUUUUUGGUCUCCAACCCACUCAACAACAGCCAUCCUUGAAUAAUCACAUAAUUUCACAGGCAGAAGACCUCAGCAACUGUUUUGGACAAAUGAGCCUUAGCUACCAAAGUUCUACUGAAGCAGCUGAACCAUCCUCAGUUUUGUUCCAGGCCCCACUUUUCUUCCAGCAUCCUCAGCAAGCUAGUUUCAUCAUGGCUUCUGAAGGACAAGCCUUUCCUACUUCCGGCUACACCACUUCUAGCCAUGCUCCACCUACCCAGCAAGUCCUGCCAUCCCAAGGCUACAUGCAGUCCCCUCAACAGAUCCAGGUUUCUUACUACUCUCCAGGACAGUAUCCUAGUUCGAACCCACAAUAUCAACCUCUGUCCCACCUGGUUUCCUGUAGCCCCCAAUAUGGUCAACAGCUUCCUCAAGCAUCCCAGCAGCCUGACUUACAGCCUAUGAUGUCUUACCAGCAGCAGACAGCUUACCAAGGCAUACUUGUGGACCAGCAACAUCAGAACCAGGGCCUAUUCUGCAACCAGAGGAGAAGUAUGGGAGGCCAGAUGCAAGGCCUGGUGGUUCAGUACACUCCACUGCUUUCUUACCAAGUCCCAGUGGGCAGUGACUCACAAAAUGUGAUCCAGCCACCUUUCCAGCAGCCCAUCCUGGUCCCUACCAGCCAGUGUGUGCCAGGAGGCAUGCCUGAUGCUACAUACAACAUGAUCCAAUCAGCACAGCAGAACAGUAUGAGCGCUUUUGUGGGUCUUCUACAGACUCCUGGCCCUGAGCAGUACCAGAUGCCUCAGUCUCCCUCUACAUGCAGCCCACAACAGAUGCCAAAACAGUACUCAGGAGUGUUACUUUCAGAACUAGGUGUGGUGGUCAUGCAACUGAAUUUCCCUAACAGACCCCAGUCCCUCCAGAAUUCAUCCAUCGUCUAUUGGAGUCACUGAAAAUACUACAGUGAGGACCAGCAUUGUCAGAGGCCUGGAGACUUGCACAGUCCCAAUGGUAACCCCCAGGCCAAUGCACAAAAGGUCAACAGCCCCUUCACAUCUUCUACCUAUGGAGAAGAGAGAAAUGAAAGCAACACCAAGGUGAUCAGUGAGUUGGGGACUUGCCACAUUGAAAAGUGA
Messenger RNA from Grammomys surdaster, 2439 nucleotides. RefSeq names its product R3H domain-containing protein 2-like. Lineage: Eukaryota; Metazoa; Chordata; Mammalia; Rodentia; Muridae. Gene Ontology annotation, molecular function: nucleic acid binding. The record is from RefSeq and is a predicted model, not a curated record.